Photinus pyralis (common eastern firefly) is the source of this 894-nucleotide messenger RNA. RefSeq lists its product as uncharacterized. Lineage: Eukaryota; Metazoa; Arthropoda; Insecta; Coleoptera; Lampyridae. The transcript has 2 exons. The record is from RefSeq and is a predicted model, not a curated record. Gene Ontology annotation, biological process: DNA recombination; DNA integration. Bases 25 to 843 code for a protein of 272 amino acids. Gene Ontology annotation, molecular function: DNA binding.
UCAAGUCUAUGGAUUAAAUUUUCGAUGCUGAAGAAAGCUCUCAUCGUUAAUGGCAAUGUUGAUAUAUCUAGAUUUGGAAAGGUUAUCGCGUUCAUGAAGGCUCAAAAUGUUAAUUACGUGCCGAAGAAAUCUAAGAUUUUGUCUGUUGAGGACACCCGCCAAUUUAUUUUAGAAGCUUCAGAUGAUUUUUUGCUCUGCAAAGUUGUCUUGAUCUUUGGACUGUAUGGGGCUUGUCGCCGAGAUGAACUACUUAAGCUAAUUGUGGAUGAUAUUGAGGACCAUGAGAAGUACGCUCUAGUAAAGUUGCAAGAUACGAAGACUCAUACAUCUAGAUCGUUUAUUAUUCCUGAUGCAAAUGGAUCUUUGAAUCCUUAUGAGAUUUAUAAAAAAUAUGCCAAAUUACGUCCUCUUGAUGUUGGAACGAGACGCUUUUUUUUGGGAUACAGAAAAGGAAAGUGCGUUGCUCAGCCGGCUGGUAUGCAUACCAUUGGUGGUGUACCGCGAAAAGUAGCAGAAUUCCUUGGUCUGGAUCACCCUGAAAAGUAUACUGGGCACUGUUUAAGACGAAGUGGUGCUAGUAUGGUUGCGGAAUCUGCUGGAAAUCUUCUGCCAGUAAAACAAAUUGGUGGCUGGAAGUCCUCAAGAGUGGCAGAGGGAUACAUCGAAGCGUCAGUGAAGAGCAAAAUGGCAGUUGCAGCAAUGAUACCCCUGGCGGGGCCUAGCAAUAUCCACUCAACGCCAAAUGGGGCUGUUGCAUCGUCUUCAACUGCUGGACUAAUGAUUAGUGGGAAUUCUAACUGCACGAUUGAAGUGCAUAUGUGUAAACAUAAUGAUUGUUCUUAAUUUUUCUUAUUUGUUGCCUUCUGCCUUUGCAUAUCUUUAAUAAAUAUGUAU